CAGAUUGAGACGAGAACGUUGUGACUAAUCGAGUUAGCUAUCAUGUAAUUUAAAGCGAUCUGGACAAUAUAGUUAGCUAGAUAGUAAAUAGACAAUUUAAAAAGUAAAGCGAGAUACGUCUGAAUGUGAAUUAGAGACACUUCUACGGACAAUUCCCUUUAAUUGUCUAUCUAACGAAGAUGGAGAUGCAAGGACGACUUUUUAAAGAUGCCAUACGGAUUAAAUAGUUGAUUAUCGUUCAAACGUCAUUGUUCUCGAAGAAGAGAACGAUAACAGAAAGAACCUCUUGCUUGACACGGAGGACGUGAAAUAAUUGUUAUUGUGACUUAGAAUUCUAUUAACAUCGGAAGCUCUGCGUAUGUGUUUAGAGAAAAAAAUAAUGUGUACAGUAGUAUGCUCUUCGUAACUGACGUGUUAGUUAAUAAUUUUAGAUAUGUAAUAUAGUGCUUUCUUGCUACCCAGAUAGCAGUCUGUCUGCAGACAUUAGUGGUAGCUAGCUCGCUAGCAUGUUUGCAAGCAACAAAGGACAAUAUGACGCCUGUCAAAGAUGCAGCAUGUCCCUCUCAGACUAGAUAGCUAGGUGUCUGUAUGUGUCUGGUGGUUGCAAGCUAAUUAUCAAAAUUAUUGGCAUCAUGUAGACUGUCAAGCAAGAACGCUUUGAGCUGAACCAUUGAUGGCUACUAAGUUGAAGGUUUCUAUCUUUGCGGUGCAAGUAAACUAGGUAACAGAGUUAGAAUGACACUGACAGCUGACAACGGUGAACUGUCAUUGUGUAUCUUCGGAUUGUGACUUUCUUCAAAGACCGCUAUCUCGGAUUGUGAAUGCUACAGCGUGAAGCACCUCCAAACCUUGGCAACUGCGCUGGUAACCCACCGAAUAAUUUGAGGCUUCCUGCCUCCUUGAACGUGAUCAGUUGCAUCAUAUCCUGGCUUGUAUUUAUUACUCAACCAGUAAGUCAUAUCAGAGCAGGUGAAAUGGCAUGCAAGGAUGACUGCCAGUCACUAUGGAACUGACCUGUCUUGUGUGAACAUCACAAUAACUGGUAUUGCUGUUUGACAGCAAAACAGGCAACGUUUAGAGGUGGAUGCUUGCACCAGGAUUCGUAAGAGCAUCAUUUGCCUACGCGCAUCGCUAAAAAGGAUCCUUCUUGAAAGAAAAGUGUACCUCCUUUGACAAUGGAGUCUGUGGGAGACUUCGAGUACAGCAGGAAAGACCUGGUGGGACAUGGAGCUUUUGCUGUGGUUUUCAAAGGAAGGCACAGAAAGAAGACUGAUUGGGAGGUUGCCAUCAAGAGCAUUAAUAAGAAGAACCUCUCGAAGUCCCAAAUCCUGCUUGGCAAGGAAAUAAAAAUCUUGAAGGAACUUCAACAUGAAAAUAUUGUGGCGCUUUAUGAUGUCCAGGAAACACCCAACUCUGUCUUCUUGGUCAUGGAGUAUUGCAACGGUGGCGAUCUGGCAGACUAUUUGCAAGCCAAGGGGACCCUGCGAGAAGACACCCUGCGGGUCUUCCUGCAGCAGAUUGCAGCCGCCAUGCGCAUCCUGAACAGCAAGGGGAUCAUCCACCGCGACCUCAAGCCCCAGAACAUUCUGCUGUCCUACAUGGGCCGCAGGAAGUCCAGCAUCAGCGGCAUCCGCAUCAAAAUAGCUGACUUUGGCUUUGCACGAUACCUCCAGAGCAACAUGAUGGCUGCCACACUGUGUGGGUCCCCCAUGUACAUGGCCCCAGAGGUCAUCAUGUCCCAGAACUACGACGCCAAGGCAGACCUGUGGAGCAUCGGGACGGUCAUCUACCAGUGUCUUGUAGGGAAGCCCCCCUUCCAGGCCAACAGUCCCCAAGAUCUAAGGAUGUUUUAUGAGAAGAACAAGACUCUGCAGCCCAUCCUCCCAAGGGAGACAUCUCCUCCCCUUGGUGACCUGUUGCUAGGCCUGCUGCAGAGGAACCAGAAGGACCGUAUGGACUUUGACAUGUUUUUCAGCCAUCCUUUCCUAGAUCCCUCAUCCACCAUAAAAAAAUCGUGUCCGGUUCCAGUCCCCAGCCACCCUGGUGCUGGGACGGUUCCCAGCCACCCUGGUGCUGGGACGGACAGCUCCUGUGGCAGCUCACCCUCUGUCCGUUACAACUCUCCACCCUCUCUCCCGGACAUGCAGACGUUGCCUGAGGACGGCCUGUCGUCGCCCCCCCUGGGCCCCCCCAGUUACCUGCAGCUGUCUAAGGAGUCUGGAGGCAGCACCAGCAGCAAGAACUCCUCCAGCGACACAGAUGACUUUGUCCUCGUACCACACCUCUCUUCAGAGAACUACGACCAGCCAAUGGGAGUAGUGGGACGCCGGCCAUCCAGCGAGUUCCUUAUGUGUGGAGGGCAGCCACAGUCCGCCACUGGACAGACCCCCAUGGUGUCUCCGCGGGCUGAGACAACCCCCAUCCCUGUGCCCACCCAGGUGCGCAACUACCAGCGCAUCAAACAGAACCUCUCCAGCAGCCCGACCACCACACUCUAUGGCUCUCCCAGGUCUGGCACAGUGAGACGCUCCAACACUAGCCCCAUGGGCUUCCCAAAGGUGGGCUCUGGGUCCCCCAGCUCGGCUGACAACGCCCAGACAGUGGGGCGACGUCUCUCCACAGGCAGCUCACGCCCUUACUCGCCCUCUCCUCUAGUGGGCACCAUCCCGGAACAGCUGGGCCACUGUUGCUGUGGACAUCCUCAGGGCCACGAGUCCCGCAGUCGCAGCUCCUCUGGAGGCUCCCCAGUGCCGUCCUCCCAGUUGCUGGGGGCUCGACUACAGAGCUCCCCCACCCUAACGGACGUCUACCCAAGCAGGCAGAAGCUCCACAAGCAGCUGUCAGACCCCAUCCAGCCCACCGCCUCCAACUACCCACCCAGCCACUCGCCCCAGUUCGGACGUCCUGCAAACCUCGGCACCUCCCCCACCAAGCACCUGGGCUCCUCCCCGCGCUCCUCUGAUUGGCUGCAGAAGUCCCCACUGCCCACCAUCAUUGGCUCCCCCACCAAGACUAUCUCGGCUCCAUUCAAAAUCCCUAAAACCCAGGCGUCCUGUAAUCUAAUGGCCCUGGCAGACAGCCCCACGCCCACCAAGACCCUGGCAGACGCCCGGGACAUCUGUGCCCACCAUUGCACCCCCUACCCCAGUGGGCGCCAGUCUGCCCCCGAGGCCAGCAGAACCACCUUUGGAAGGUCUGUCAGCACUGGGCGGCUUUCUGAGCAGCCAGUUAGGAUCACGCUGGGCGGACAGGCAUAUCAGGGCAGCACAGACAGCCUCAACACAGAACGACCCAUGGAUACAGCCCCGGCAGGACCUUGUGGGCUGGCUCAGGGCGGGGCGGCGAGUCCCCGGACCGUCCUCUUCACCGUGGGCUCGCCCCCCAACAGCAGCACCCCCCCUACCUGCAGCCACCUGGGCACCCGGCCACGCACCACAUCAGUGGGCUCCAACAGCUCUGCAGGCUCCCUGUGCUCCACCAGCGGCCGUGUGUAUGUGGGCUCUCCCCCCGGCAUGGCCAUCGGCACCUCCCCGCCAGGUGUCUCCGGGGGUUCAGGGGCCGAGGCCGGUCCCAGCAGUCUACGCUACGUCCCCUACGGCACCUCCCCGCCCAGCCUGGAUGGCUUCAUUACCUUCGAGGCCCCGGAGCUCCCAGAGGAGACCCUCAUGGAGCGGGAGCACACAGAUACCCUGAUGCACCUGCGGAUGAUGCUGUCCUUCACGGACUGUGUGCUGGAGAUCGCUGCUGUCCGAGCCGGCGGGGCCGACCUCGGGGUGUCUGCCGCCUCCCUCUACCCCCCUCAGGAGAGCGUGGUUGUGGACCAGAUCAGCCAGCUCAGCAGGGAGUGGGGGCAGGUGGAGCAGCUGGUGCUGUACAUGAAGGCUGCUCAGCUCCUGGCCUCAUCCCUCCACCUGGCCAAGGCUCAGAUCAAAUCUGCCAAGCUCAACCCCUCCACCGCUGUCAAGCAAGUGGUGAAAAGUCUGAAUGAGCGCUACAAGAGCUGCAUCUCUCUAUGUCGACGCCUCACCGACAAACUCAACCACUUCUUCUCCGACAAGCAGCGCUUUGUGGACGAGAUCAACAGCGUGACCGCGGAGAAACUCAUCUACAACCAUGCCGUGGAGAUGGUGCAGUCUGCAGCGCUGGAUGAGAUGUUCCAGCAGACGGAGGACAUAGCCUACCGCUACAACAAAGCUGCCAUGUUGCUGGAGGGCCUGUCCAAGAUCCUCCAGGACCCAGCAGACAUCGAUAAUGUGGCCAAAUACAAGGCCAGUGUGGACCGACGGAUUUCAGCCCUCUGCUACUGCACCGUCACGCUGUAUGAAUAGCAGACCGCAGACCACACACACACACACACCGAUGGGCACCUGUCACAAGCCCAGAGGGACCACUGUUUCCCCAGUUCUCCCCCCUCUCCACACACACAGACAUAGACACACACAUACAGUACACACCCACAUUAUCUUUCUUUGUAGCAGACCAAGCACUUUCUUUUUAUCCUGUUCAUUAUCAAGGAAACCCACUCAGCAUAUAGUAUUACUCCUGUGUUUGCAUCAUGGACUCAAAGCCAAGAGCGAGAAAGAUGCACAAAACUCAUUACCAAAGAUGAAAACAGAUCCUGAAACUCAUUGAGGCUUAAACCAGAUAUGGACAGGGUGUAAACGCAUGGAUCCUCAUGUUGCUUGACCUUAAACACGAUGUCUGUCAACGUCAACAUUCGGAGGAAAGACCACCAGAUCAAACAAAUGUCACAUUUGUCCUACUCUGGAUUUUGUCCCUUUUUUUUUUCUUUUCAUAAAAAGACUGGCCAGAAAGUCUGACUUUUUGUGGUCCUUGUGACUUAACCAGUCUAUGAAAUGGACCCUUUUAACACAAUUUGCUAUUCUUAUUAUAAGGAUUGUUUUUACUCUGGA
Messenger RNA from Osmerus eperlanus (European smelt), 4913 nucleotides. It is a transcript of the gene ulk2, whose product is annotated as unc-51 like autophagy activating kinase 2. Gene Ontology annotation, biological process: reticulophagy; response to starvation; protein autophosphorylation. Gene Ontology annotation, cellular component: phagophore assembly site; phagophore assembly site membrane; cytoplasm. Lineage: Eukaryota; Metazoa; Chordata; Actinopteri; Osmeriformes; Osmeridae. Gene Ontology annotation, molecular function: protein serine/threonine kinase activity; ATP binding. The transcript is spliced from 27 exons. The coding region runs from base 1176 to 4328 and encodes 1050 amino acids. The record is from RefSeq and is a predicted model, not a curated record.